AUGGCACCCGUGGUCAUGACACUAUUGGUCAUGGCGCCCGUGGUUGUGGUGCCCGUGGAUGAGGAUCCGAUUCCUGAGGUCCCAAUCCGGCCUGUUUCUCUAGUUGAGCUCGUAGCGCCCGUACCUAUAAUUGCUCCGGCUCCCCCACCUAUUCCCCCUCCUCAGCCUGCUGUUCUAGUUUCGGAAGCUCCUGCUCCACUGGUCGCACCUGUGCCUCUGCCUGAGACCCGUCAGCUAGUUACCGCUGAGGUUUCUGGGCAGUCUGAUUUACCACGAUUUAGUGCGAUAACUCGAGAGUUCCGGGAGCAUGAUCCCCCUGAGGUUUAG
Magnolia sinica is the source of this 327-nucleotide messenger RNA. RefSeq lists its product as uncharacterized. Lineage: Eukaryota; Viridiplantae; Streptophyta; Magnoliopsida; Magnoliales; Magnoliaceae. Bases 1 to 327 code for a protein of 108 amino acids. The transcript is spliced from 2 exons. The record is from RefSeq and is a predicted model, not a curated record.